Messenger RNA from Saprolegnia parasitica CBS 223.65, 3321 nucleotides. RefSeq lists its product as hypothetical. Lineage: Eukaryota; Oomycota; Saprolegniomycetes; Saprolegniales; Saprolegniaceae. The coding region runs from base 1 to 3321 and encodes 1106 amino acids. The record is from RefSeq and is a predicted model, not a curated record. Gene Ontology annotation, cellular component: nucleus; cytoplasm; RNA nuclear export complex. Gene Ontology annotation, molecular function: nuclear export signal receptor activity; RNA binding; small GTPase binding. Gene Ontology annotation, biological process: RNA export from nucleus; protein export from nucleus. The transcript has 3 exons.
AUGGACGAGCACGUGUACGAGCAGCUGCUGCGGGCCGUCGACGUCUGCCACGCGACCGGGAGCCUCAAGGCCGAGCGCGACGCGGCCUAUGCCUACUGCGAGCAGUUCCAGCAGCAGCCCAACUGCGUCAGCUACGCCUUCUACCUCCUCCAGCAGCGUGGGCAUGCCAGCCACCACCGCCACUUUGCGCUGCAUGUCGUCGAGAACUAUAUCCGCGUCCACUGGAAAGCGUGCUCGGCCGACGAGACGGUGCAGUACCGGUCGACGCUGCUCAACAUUGUGGCGUCGCAUGUGGCCGCCGACGAGCCGUCGUUCAUCAAGGAGAAGCUGGUCAAGGUGCUCGCCGACAUUGCGAAGCGCCAGUUCCCGCAGCGCUGGCCCGACCUCCUCGAGCAGCUUCUUUCGCUCUGGUCCAUGGGCCCGAUCCAGACCGAAAUCGUCAUGCUCCUCUUCCGGUCGAUCGCAGAAGACUGCGUGAGCUCGAGCUUCAACAGCACGAUCCCGCCGAUUCGGCGCAAGGACAUUCUCCAAGGCCUCAACGCGUGCUUCCCGACGCUCUUCCCGCUCGUGUACACGCAGCUCGAGGUGCAGUAUGCGCAGCUGCAGACGCCAUCGGCCGACCACAAGACGGCCAACGCCGUCAUCUUGGCCGCCCUCCAAAUGAUGAAGGAGUUCCUUGACUGGAUGCCGGUGACGACGCCCGCCCUCCUCCUGCAGUCGUCGGCGCUGCAACACAGCAUCCGGAUCGCGGCCGCCGAGUGCUUGGAAGUCUACUUUUCGCGUACGUUUGGGAAAGACCAUUUGCCGCUCUUGGUAGCGACAACACAGGCGUGCUGGUCGUCACUGGCGCAGAUCUCGGUCGCCGACGUCGACGACGUCGACGACUUGAACUUGCAUUUGCACUUGAACCGCGUCCUCGUGAGCUGGGGCUUGCAUCAGCUCGAGCUGCUCGUGGCCGAGCUGCCAGCGUCGCACGACGUACUAUUGCCGUUUGUCGAGCUUCUCCUGCGCCUCUUUCAGCACCCGUCGCUCACGGUCACGGAGGCUCAAGUCAUCGUGUGGCUCAACCUCCUCAAGCAAAAGAAGGUCGUGAGUAGCCUCUUGGUGCCCCACAACGUCUUGCCAGCGCUCUGGCGCACCUCGAUGGACAAGUACUUUAAGCUGCACUCGCCCGACCGCGACGACGCCGACGCCGUGAGCGCGCUCGAGUUUGAAGACAAUGACGCGUACCUGGCCUUCUUUAGCAACUUUCGCGGGCGCCUCUACGGUAUUCUGCGGCUCCUUUUGCAAUUGCAGCCCGGCGUCGGCUUGCAGCUGCUCUACGAGCGGCUGCAGUACGUCUUGUCGACGCAUGCGCGUGGCUCGGACGGGCUCGACGAGCGUGGGCACUGCACCGACAGCAGCACCGCGCAUCUGUACCACGAAGGUCUCGUCGCACUCAUCGACUGCAUCAUGAAGUCGCUCCCCGAGGCGGCCCUCAACGAUGCGAGCUGCUUGGCGACACUGAGCGCGACGGUCGAGGCGCUGUUGGCGUACGAGACGCCAGACCCGUGGCUGCUCUUCCGCCACUGCCUCGGUCUCUCGCUCUUCGCCAAGUACUACAUGCGUGCGCCGGGCUUGUACCCGCGCGUGUUUGAGCGGCUCUUUGGCCUCAUUGUGUUUGCACAGCCGGGCGCGACGACCAUGAACGUCAUUGGCCUCUUCCCCGUCGUGCUCGACAGUGAAAGCGUCCUGCUCUACGAGAUGCUCGUCCUGGUCUCCAACUCGCUGCCGACGGCCGACGAGCGCACGUCGUUCAUUGGCCAAAUCGCUGCCGAGCCGUUGGCGUCCUGGACGUCCCCGGCCAUGACGGCGCUCGUAGCGUCACCGUCGUCGCUGGUCAUGGCCAUGGCGGCCAAGGACGACGCGCUUGUCUUUGGCUUGGUCAAAGUGCUCACGACGUUGUAUGGGAUUGCCCGCCGUAUCGUCUUUAAUGAUGACGUGCACCCGUUCACGAGCGUCUGGCCCGUCUUGCUGCCCAACUUGCUCGCUCUCUUGCGGACGCUGCAGACGCUGCCCGUCGAGCAGCAUGCACUCUUUGCAUCGCACGACACCUCGGACGUCCGCGGCGUGCUCUGCAUGUCCCAAGAAGAGGUCGUCCAGGCGCUCGUCGGGAAAGAGCAAGUGCCGGUCCUCCAGCCCGACCUCCUCAAGUAUGCGCGCUGGGCCAAGAACGUGCGCGACAUUAGCUACCACCUCCUCGGGUGCGCGCUCUCGCUGCCCAGCUUUUACACGCUCGUCGACCUUCCGUCGCUCGCCAACAUGCUCGACCAGGCCGUGCUCGUGCACAUGGAGACGAUGGAGCACCGGCAUUGGAAGUCGUUUCUCGCGAGUGUGUGGCUGCCGUUUGUCAAGGGCUGUCCCGAGACGCACCUCGGUCCGCUCCUCGAGUCGCGGCUCCAGCGCGUCUUAAUCCACCUCUCGUCGCGGCUCGCGCCGGUCUGGGCCGGGUCGCCGUCGCCGGCGCUGCAUCUACCCAUGCUCAUCGGCCUCGACAUGCAAGCCACGACGAUCGAUACGGUCCAAAACGCAGUCGUGCUCGAGGUCGUGCGCCAUACCGUCGACUUGAUUGAAGCGCUCGUGGAUGCCAAGACCGUCGUUGAUAUCGACUCGGACCACCCCAAGCACAUCAUGAUGGAGAAGGACCGGGUCCGACGCGACUUUGUCUUGGCGUCCCCGGGCCUCACGCACGCGCUCACGUCACUUCUGCUCAGCGUGCUCAUGUGGCGCGACACGCUGAGUGCGCGGCGCAGUGCAAUCUUGCUAGACCGCCUCGUGAGUCUUUUGUUUGGCCGCCUCGACCUCGGCGUUCUUCUCGGAAAGGACGUGUUUACGGCGGCGCUCACAUCUCUCCUGUCGCACUUUUACGACGUGGACGACGGCCUCAAAUGGGAGCUCGUCAACUUGCUGCGCAACAUCUACUGCCGCUUGACGCUCGGUCUCCUCCCGGUCGACGAGUGCAAGGGCAUCGACCCGCUCAACCAACCCCGGAAACGCGACGUAGACGUCAACCCGUGGCCGCGCCAGAUCCUCCUCGGCCUCGCCACCGUCGAGACGGGCCAUGUGGUCGAGCUCGAGGCAGCGCUGCGGCAAUUCCCGAGCAUGAAGACGCAGAAGAACCUCAUGAAAGAGUUCCUCGAGACGCCGUUCCUGGCGUACCGCGACGCGCCGCAUACGUUCAAGGCCAUUGACGACCUUCCGGAGGCGCUGAUCUUGCCGACCAAGGCCAAGGAAGCGCCCGACCAGCACGACGAGGGCGUGAGCCUCCUCUUCCAGCGUUGA